GAAGGGGCUGUUGGUCACGUGACUCCGCGCAGGUUAAAUGCCGCUGAAGCUGUUGGGAUUUGUUGGAAGGAGAGGACGAAGAGCCGAGGUUGUACAGCGUUGGUUGCUUUGGGCAGUCCACAGAGAAGACAAAUGGCCAGCACCGUCAGAUUCGGGACCACCACUGACCCUUGCAGGCUUGCUUCUGACAGGGUCCAGCAAGCUGAGGCAAAUGAAACAAAAGGAGAUUGUGACCCAGAGAAACUUCUACAGUGUCCUUUUGACAAAAAUCAUCAAAUCCGGGCCUGCCGUUUCCCAUAUCACCUCAUCAAAUGCCGCAAGAACCACCCUAAACUGGCCAGCGAGCUGAAAACCUGCCCCUUUAAUGCUCGCCACCUGGUUCCCAAGCACGAGCUGGCGUACCACACAGAGACCUGCGAGGACAGGAUCCCUGUGGACCCUGAAGACUCUGGAAGCACAAAUGGACUCUGGCACGUUCCAGUCAGCACAUGGGUCAUCCCCAACAUGUCUGAGGACUGGGACAAAGAGGUCGAAGACCACGCUGCUGCUCCAUUUGUGUGGGGACAGAACGCGGCGCAGAAAAACAAGCUGGACGUCAGGCCCACCAACAACCUCGGUUCAAGCGUCAGGGCACCCGCUACCUUCCCAUGGUCUAGUUAUAAACAGUAAUCUCGAAUUGCUGCUGAUUAAUCGUAAUGCGUAUGCUUUCUGCACAUGCACAAGUCUUUAGUUUUUCAUUUUAAAAUAUGUUCUUAAUCUUUUAGCAAAUUAGGUAGGU
This is a messenger RNA of Nematolebias whitei (Rio pearlfish), 778 nucleotides long. RefSeq lists its product as uncharacterized. Lineage: Eukaryota; Metazoa; Chordata; Actinopteri; Cyprinodontiformes; Rivulidae. The coding region runs from base 133 to 669 and encodes 178 amino acids. The transcript has 7 exons. The record is from RefSeq and is a predicted model, not a curated record.